Molecule: messenger RNA, 6072 nt
Organism: Phytophthora infestans T30-4
Lineage: Eukaryota; Oomycota; Peronosporomycetes; Peronosporales; Peronosporaceae
Exons: 4
Coding region: 1-6072 (2023 amino acids)
Biological process (GO): regulation of cilium beat frequency
Cellular component (GO): ciliary basal body; axoneme
Molecular function (GO): ATP hydrolysis activity
Source: RefSeq, a predicted model, not a curated record
AUGCGUCGGCAUUUCCUCUUCGCCGAGAACGAGGAGGAACGCAGCGUCGGCGAAGGCAAAGAAAAUCUACUUCGGCUAUGGCUCAAUCGCCGGAACUCCAUGCUGGAAGGUGACGAAUCCACAAAUGAGCGUGAAGCGAACGCACUGAUAGCUCGUGAAUUGACACAACUCUGGGAUCUGGCCAAGCCCAUGAAUUCUUGUACUUUAAGUCGUGAGGGGUACGUCGGAUUCUUCGCUCGGGCAGCGAAAGCGCUUGUCCUUCCAUUGUCAACUGAUGCACUCGCAAUUGCCGCAGCGCAACGAGACUGGGAGUAUGAUUUGGAAGGUGCGGGGGGUGUCGGUGAAUCUGGCAAUACUUCAAGCUUAGACAAUGAAGUGAUGUCAUCUGAACAAUUCCGUGAGGCUGUCAUGCAGCUGGCAGAAAUUAUUUUACCAGUGGAGAGUACUGUUGGUGUUUUUGCAACUUUUCUCAAGGAACUUCGUAACUCUAUCGCGAAACUUCCAAUUAAAUGUUCAAGCAGUGAACCGGAGCAAGAUGAGACCAAAUCGGCUGAGCAAAUUGAUCGCUUCACGCUGAGACCGUUGAAUCGAACCUUAAAAAUUACCAACGAAUUUCUGCAAAAGCUACCGCCAUCAAGUGAUGCGUUGCGAAGUAUUCGGGGAUUGCAACCUCCGAACCAGCGGGAGAUGUCGCUUAAACAGCUUCUUGUUUGCUAUAACCCACGUAAAUACUCGCUUACUCAGACAACCAAGACGAAAGUAGCUGAUAUGUCUCCACCUCAUGAUUUGGAGAUCGCUCGACGAUUACAUGAGGAGCUAGAGGGGUAUAUUGGCGUAGGAGCAACACCUGUACGAGCUAAGAAAGUUUACUGUGAGUCUGCAGCACACUGGAAUUCUGAAGAUGCACUCACUGCUGCUCUUACCGAGUUUCCUGCUUUGAAAAUUGCUGUUGUUGGCCCACCUGGAAGUGGUAAGACUCGACUAGCUCAAGUGUUAGCACGAAGACUUGGAUUGAAAUAUUUGUCUCUUGAUGGAGCUAUUCAACAUGCUGUCGAUCGGAAACUUCGAUUACGUCGAAACCAACCUCCUAUUGCUACCUCUGCUGAAGGGGAAGACUCAAAUGUGGAAACUUCACCAUCAGAGGCGACUGAAGAAGGUGAAAAGGCCGACAACACCGACGGCGGCGAAGAAAUAGAUCGUGUUUUUCAAGAUGAAGAUCUUGCUAAACUUUGUACUGGACGCACAGUCGCUCGAAGCACAGCACUUGCUCUUCUACGAAUAGAGGUCACGCGCUCCAUGCUCGCUGGCGUUGGAGUGGUAAUGGAUGAUGUAUAUCCGAGCGAGCUGUCGUCUUUAGAUGACCAAAAGCAUGAAAUAGCAAUGGACUAUUUGGUAACUCUCACUGCGCUGCCCAGCGAACUGGAAUUUCAGCUUAAAGGCUCCGAGUUGGCACCUGUAGCUGGCCGAUUGUACUCAGUGCGGGAGCUUGCCACUUUGAGAGCGACAAGUAGCGAGGAGCUAGCAGCCCAAGGCUUUGCCGAUUUCCUUUUGCUUCCAAAGAAACUGGAAAUAGAAGGUGAGAAGUUGCAAGAGCACAGUGCUGAUGCUGAAAUGGGUGAAAGUGAUCUAAACGCCGAAGACAAAGACGUCGAGGCAUAUCAGGGUGAAAAUGAGGAAAAGAACGAAGACAACAGCAUCGUGCCACCAUACGAACCUGCAGCACCACCGGAACCAACUCCUGCAGAACGCAACGAGUUUGAGCCACCAAAUGAGCCCACCUUACCACACGGAUCAUUGAGUGUGCUACGAUUUAGUAAGGGAUAUCACGACUACAUGAGUCGCAUGCAACACGAACUCUCAACGCGCAGAGCUGUAGAGACGGCGCGUACCCAGUCAAAUUGUCCUUUAGUGGUGGUACUGGCAACCCAAUCUCUAAAUGUCAUUCGAGAUCACUGCAUCCAAGCGAUCACGGGGACUUCACUUGCUUUUUCGCGGUUCAGUACCUCUCGUGAAGCUUGUCCAAUAACUCUGCCGGACGAUCUGACUGGUUCUAGCCGCGCUGAAAAAGUAAAGUGGCUUCUUUAUGGAGACUGGAGUACACUUCUUGAAGCUGAAACAAGUGAGAUGUUUACACGGCUGCCUAGACGAGACGCAAACCGCAGACUACUAUCAAGAUGGCGCGAGUUUUGUCCCGUGUUGUCGACUUCUACGAACAUAUUGCGGCUUGGUGAGCCUGAAUUUGCUGCAUGCUUUUCCGGACGAGUCUACUUUUUGGCAUCACAAGAAACACGACGUGAUUUCUGUGCACACCCGCUCCAGUACUUACGUAAAAAUAUCCCGAUUCCAUCCGCGUACCACAAAAUUUGGCUCGUCACCACUGGCGCAUGCGAAGUCUUGACACCUUCGUACUUGGAGACACUAGAGACGGGACUCCAUGUGCGGACUGUGUCUCCUUCGAAGUUGCUCAAGACGUCAAGUAUCUCUUUGGAAAUGCGUCUCAUGAGUGGGCAGAUUGUCUCCCCGAUUGAAGCUGCAACAGUGGCCGCUGAAGCUGUAAAAUCCUUGGAAGCCAAAUAUAACACGCCAACAGGCUGGAUGAUCACAGAUUUGCCUCUCACUCGUGACGUCGCUGCUGUUUUACUUGAACAUGGAUGUGUUCCCGACAUAAUUCUGGUGUUGGACAGAGACGUCGUCGCUCAAGAUGAGGAUCAAGAGCAGAGUUUCGAAGCUGCUGAUGCUUUAUCCGCUAUACGACGUCAACAAUUCCAGACCGAAAAAGCUGGCGCUGAUGACAUCUCACAAGGCCUUGGUAGCGUACCUCGAGUCGUAACGUGUCCACUGUUCCGCCAGCCGUGUGAUACGUUGGCAGCAAUUGAUCGCGAGCUAAACCCAAUUGCAGCGCGCUUGGAUAGUAUCGAAGCUGGACACGCUCCUCAAUUUGUUGAUGAGUACGAUCCAGCUGUGAUAUUUGCCCCACUCGUUCCCGAACAUGAUGAGGAGCAUGAGGAAACGAAAAAGACUCCAAAAGACGAAGAAGCGGAGUCCGAAGCACCGGAUCCUGAGACUGAAAAGCAAGCUAGAGCAGCAAGAAAUCGAGCGCUACAACUUCAAGGAGAGUGUGGUCGAUUUUGCCCUGUGUCGUGGCGUACACGUGGUUUGUUGAUACCAGGUCUGCCAUCUCAUAUUUGUUCAUUUCGACAGCAAUUCUACGCGUUCGCUGGCGAAUCCGAGCGUCGAGAUUUCGAGCGAAAUCCAGGAUACUUCAUCCCUGAUGGCCCUUGCGCAACUGCGAACUUCGUGCCAUGUGUACUGCUACUUGGUGUUCGAGGUUCAGGACGCGGUCGAAUCGCUGCAGCACUAGCUCAGCCACAAACGGAACAAAGUAAUUCCUCUGCAGAGUAUGUGAUUGUGGACUUGACUGCAGUUGAAAAAAAUGCCGAGCGCAACGGACAGCUGGAAGAACUCAAGUCGGAAGAAGCACGCUAUCCACCCGAAGAAAUCUAUGUCCAAGCGCUCCAACUUGAGCUCCAACGCCAGUCAAACAGUGAAAAAUCUGUGGCUCAAGUUAUCGUCGGACUGGGACCCGACGAUUCACGGAUUCCAAGCGCUGCGACUUUGGAAAUGUGUUUCAAGAACGGUCUUUUUCCAGCACUAGUAGUCCCUGUGACGGUAUCGGAAGAGGAGGCUGUGAACACUUUGUUGGCUCGAUGGAUUGCCACUCUACCAGUACCUCGUCGGAAACUUGCUCUUUCGCGGAAAAAGGAGGUGGAGGGCGAUGCUGAAAACGACGUCUCCCUUCCAGAAGAAGCUGCAGACGAAGAACCGAUCGACUUGGAAGCCGCCCGAGAAGAAGAAAUGUCUCGACUUCAAGAACAAUUCGCCGAGGACCAGACAGCUCUGAAUGAGGCUAUUGCUGGACUUCGAGCUCGAGGUAUCCGAGUAUGCGACUCGGUGGAUGCGACUAACGCACCAAGACAAGCUGCUAAACUAGUGAGAAGAAUACUCAAUGACUUUAUGGCUGGACGAGAGACACUGUUCGAGCGUUGCAAAGUUCUGGACAUGUCGGCGGGAGGCAGAAUGCAUCAGAUGUUAGCGUCAGGAGAACUUCUUGUCGGUAAGCACGGCUUGGCUUGUCCUGUUACUGGUCGUACGGAUUCUGCAUCGACUACCUCAAUGAAGGCGGUUGUAUACCGAGACGAACUUUACUUCCCGAGAUCGCGUGAAGCUCGUCGUGCCUUUAUAGCUUGUCCGUCAAAAUACCUGGAUAAAUCUAGUCUUCCACCAAGACACCAGUCAACGUGUUGUGUGGUGGGUGCUCCAUAUUCAGGCAAGACGCGAGUGGCUCAAGAACUCGCCAACGCCCUCGGACUCGUCUACGUAUCUCCCCAAAGUGCUGUAGAUUGGGUGAUUCGAUGUCAGGGCGGUUCCACGUUGCGCGGUCGAUUACUAGAGAUCACGAAGCAGCAACUUGAUCCUCUCGCCAAUCGUGAUAUCACUCAUGAAGUUAUCUGCACUCGACUGCGUUCCUCCGAGUGCCAGACACGUGGCUGGGUUCUCGACGGGUACUUGUUAAGCCAUCACGAACUGCAACGCAGUCUGCUGAAUUCUAACGAAACAGGGAGUAUUCAACCGGACAUGCUCUUCGUUCUUGAACGCAGCUUUGCCAGUGUCUGGAAGGUGCAGCAGAACAAUGUGAUGCAGAGCGAUCUUCGAGCUGGUUUUGCACGGUGGCACCAUUACCGCUUGGAGCUCGUCGAUGUUUGGAUUCGUCGCUUUGGUGUUUUCCACAUACGACAACUGGACAGUACGAGCAGCUCGCUCUGGCAUGCAGCAGCACAGGCUCAAGCACUCCUCACCGAGCAACAGCAGUUGGCAUCGCAUCACACCAUAGCAAUGAUAUCCAGUCGAGCUGCUCGAGCUCUAGGUGUUGUGCGUACGCGUGAAGAGCUGCAAGCACGUCAACAUCCUAUUUUCCAGACAUUCUGUCCCGUGGAGCUGCGUGUCGGAAGAUUCUACCACUCGCGUCAAUCCAAUCGUGACUUGUGUGUAGACUUCCGAGGGUUCAGUUUCUGGUUUCGAGAUGAACAAAACCUCCAGCACUUUGUGGCGAGUCCUGAAGCUUUUGUCGGAUACCUGGCAGACCAACCAUCAGACGAGUCGUGGCCGACACAAGAAGAAGCCGAGAGUGAGGCGCAGACACUUGUGGCAAGAGCUCCAGUAAACGCUUCACUCUUGAGCUUGCUGACUGUACCAGACUGCGACUUUCCCGAGUUGAAAGGCUACUGCCCAGUCACGUUUGCGUCGGGUUCGGGUGCCAAGGAUUGGGCUGCACUUCGACAUGGCAAUGUCUUCUUCCGUGCAUCGUACCGCUCAAAAGUUUAUUUCUUCGUCUCGGAAGAAGCACGGCGUAAAUUUUGCGCGGAACCGUCUCGACACACCUCGCAGAGUUUGCCAGUGAAGUUACCACCGCAAGUGACUCUGGCGAAGAGUUACCCGGGACAACUAGAGCAGCAACUUGGAGCUGCACUCAACGAAGUGCUGCUUGCACUGGGCAGUGAGCGUCCUAAGUUUCCGCAAAUGCCGGUGCGAUCUUCGGCUUGUCUGUAUCUUGCACUCUCGCUCAAGGCCUUGCAGCGACGUUACCAAUUGAAGAUGACGCCUGACCCACGCUCUGCACGAGAUGAAGACGAACCUGAUGAGGAGCAGAAGCAAAGGCAGCAACAGCGAGAAGAACAAGCCGAACAGGAGGCGAUUGCUAAACGCGACGCUUUUGUUAGCGACUGUCGGCUUGGAGAAAAACUAAAGACACUCGCCACACCAGCACGUAUAUCCUGUGGCUCGGGAGCUACAGUUGCUCGCGACAUGCGCGCCGCGCAGGACACACUGACUGACAACGAAACAGAGAGCCCCCAACCUGCCAUAGCCACCGAGGACGUCGAGCUGCUUCUUAACCGGUUCGAUGUUAUUGUCUCCGGCACUAGUGGCGACAAACCACUGUCAGUAGACUGUGAAACAAUCCGCAUGCACGCGAGAGCAGCAUUCCUGCAGUACACGAGACCUUCUUCUAACUAG